ACAAAUCUUCAAACAGUUUUUAACAAACAGAGUGCUGAAAGACCCUAAGCAGAGGCGCUUUUUCAAAUCCAAUGACCUUUAUGAACUUUUUACUCUGAGUAGCCCAGACGUGUCUCAGGGGACAGAAACAAGUGCCAUUUUUGCAGGUACUGGUUCAGAUGUUGAAGUCCCAAAACGCCAGUUGAAACGGAAGCUUGAAAAGCCAUCUGAUAAUGAUACUUGCAAAGGUGAUCUCCAUUUUACAGAAAGCAGCUCACCAAAGUACAGCAAAUUGUCCAAUUCUUACUCAGCCACCCACGUGACAAAUUCUCCUUCUAAAGCAAUGGAGACAAGUGAGGAAACCAAAGGAAAUUUGGAAGCCUUUGACCCAAAUAGCUGUGCAAAAGGUAAUGCACAAGUGGCUACUAAUAUAAAUGCAUUGGAUAAAAGCAAGGAGGAAACCUUUGGUAGAAUGGAUGGAUCCAUGUCUCUACCAUUGCCAGGUGACGUGGAGUCUUCAGAGAAUGCUAGAUGUCUGAACACCAUGGUGGCUGAGGAAGUCCAUGGAGCUGCUAAUGUAAAUGUCAAGGGAGAUUUUAGCCUUACAUGUGGUACAGCUGGCUCUUGGGAAAAACAGGUUGCUAAAAGUGAAGAUGGGCCAUUAGUUAAUCAUCAUAAAUGUACCUCAAAAACAAAGCACACAGUGGAUAUGUUGUCACAUGAAAGCCACAAAGAAAAGUCUAAGAAGAAACAUCACAAAGAUGCCAAAUUUGAAGGUGAGCGCAUUCCUCACCUAGUGAAACAAAAACGAUACAGAAGGGAGAACAGUGAAGAGGAGGAAGACUCCAAGAGAAAUGAUGAUUACGUCUUGGAGAAACUUUUCAAAAAAUCAGGAGUACACAGUGUUAUGAAGCAUGAUGUCAUUAUGGAGGCUUCCAGUGCAGAUCAUGUGCUGGUGGAAGCAGAAGCAAACAGAGUGGCCCAGGAUGCCUUAAGAGCCUUAAAAGUCUCUCGACAGCGAUGUUUAAGAGCUGCUUCUGGGGUGCCAACCUGGACAGGCGUGAGUGGUCUUUCAGGUGGACCAUCAGGAGUGAAGAAUCGGUUUGGUCAAAAAAGAAACUCCAGGCUGCUUUCUUCACCUUCCACUUGUGCAUCACCUGCGAAGAAGUGCAAGGAUGAAGAUACAACAAAGAAGGAAAACAUAAAGAAAUGUAGUUCCAACGGGCACUUUGAUGGAAAAUCUGGAGAGUCAUCAUCCAGUGCACUGGACUCUUCAUCUUUAUUAUGUAAGAUGAGGGCAAGAAACCACCUUCUUCUACCACAAGAGAUGGGGCAUGAGGGAGCUGAGAAUCAUCAGCAAGCCCCUGCCCCAGCCCCGUGUUCGACAGAAUACGAUGAGCUGCUGGUGGGCGUGCGUAACUUCAUAGCGUUCCAGGCCCGCGUGGACGGCGAGGCCAGCACCGGGGAGCUGCUGCGAGAGUACGAGUCCAAGCUGCCGGCAGCCCACUCCUGUGUCUUCAGAGAACUCCUCCGCAACCUCUGCACCUUCCACAGGAGCCCAAACGGGGAAGGGGUCUGGAGGCUAAAGCCAGAAUUCCACUGA
This is a messenger RNA of Merops nubicus (carmine bee-eater), 1582 nucleotides long. RefSeq names its product DNA excision repair protein ERCC-6-like. Gene Ontology annotation, molecular function: ATP-dependent activity, acting on DNA. The transcript has 5 exons. The annotation marks the transcript as partial. Gene Ontology annotation, biological process: transcription-coupled nucleotide-excision repair. Gene Ontology annotation, cellular component: nucleus. Lineage: Eukaryota; Metazoa; Chordata; Aves; Coraciiformes; Meropidae. The record is from RefSeq and is a predicted model, not a curated record.